This is a messenger RNA of Gongylonema pulchrum, 615 nucleotides long. Lineage: Eukaryota; Metazoa; Nematoda; Chromadorea; Rhabditida; Gongylonematidae. The record is from the annotation of a GenBank genome assembly.
GUGGAUGAGCUGACUGCAGCACGCCAGCCUGCAGAAGUGGACGCUGGUCAGCUGCAACGCUAUCUGGAAGAAGGGGCUUCAAUUUCGGGGGAAUCAACUGGCUCAUCAGUGGAAAUCGAGCGGCGAGUCAUCACCGACAUUACAACUCAUGAAAUUAAAACAACCACAUAUCAUGAUCCGGAAACUGGUAGAGCGAUUUAUGAAGUUACGGCGACAGCAAGCAGUGGAGAUGAUGGUACUCGCACCCAGAUAUUUAACUUACCGACUGAUGCAAAUUUGUUCAUUAAGUUUUCACGAGCGCCAAUCGAAGCAGAAGCUGAACAGUACGCAGCAGCAACGAGAUCCGAACGUUUUGAGCAUGCGGAUUCAGCAGCAGCAGCAGCAGCAGCAUCGGCAUCAGCAGCAGAGCAACAGUACAGCAGGAGCGAAUCACGGGCAGGAGCAGGAGGAGGAGGAGCUGUUCGAGAACGUGGCACUCGAGAGUAUACAGCUACGCGUACCACUGGUCAAAUGGGAGGUGGCGAUUAUGGUGAGCAAGAAGGUGGUUAUGGGCAAGAGGAGGAAGAGGUUGCUGAAGGUGUCUAUGACAGAACCACUAAGAAAAUUGAACAAUGA